ACCAAGAGGCCAUUCAUGCAGCGAUCACUUUACGCGCCCCAGAUAAGCAGCGUUACCCUGGUCAAGUGAGUGAGCGAGGAAAGAAGAGAGAGGGGAAGAGACGGCAGAGACGGCAAAGAGAGAGGCAGAGAAUUUGAUUUUCAUCAUCAUCAUCACCACCAUCACCAUCAUCAUCGGAGGUCCCGCGAUGGACCUCGCCAGCUCCACCCCGACGGCGAGCGCGCACGGCGGCCUCAACGCGAGCGCCGUCUGCGACGUCGCCCCCUGCCCCGUGAACCUCACCCUCGACGCCGAAAAGUUCUGCAACGCGACCACCAUCUGGGACUCCAUCUACGUGUUCGUCCCCGCCGCGUACUACGUCAUCCUGGCGCUGGGCGUCGUCGGCAACCUCUCCGUCAUCCUGGUGCUCUGCCUGCAGGCCACCAAGCGCACGGCGGCGGAGAUCUACCUGCUGAACCUGGCCUGCGCCGACCUCCUCUUCGUUUGCACGCUGCCGCUGUGGGCCAUCAACAUCACGCGCAAAUACGACUGGCCGUUCGGCGACGCGCUGUGCCGCGCCGUCGGAGGCCUCGUGUACGUCAACAUGUACGGCAGCGUCUACUUCCUGACGGCCAUCAGCGUCGAGCGCUACUUCGCCGUCGCGAAGCCCAUGUCGCUGGGCCUGCGACGGACUCGGUCGUGCGCGCGCCGCGUCUGCCUACUCGUGUGGGCCGCCACGGCCGUCUUCAGCUUGCCCGUGUUCGUGUUCCGCGGCACGCUCUUCCUCAAGGAGUACAACAUCACGGCGUGCGUCAACCAGGCGAACACGGGCUGGCUGAUGGCCAACUACGCCUUCCUCAACGUCGCCGGCUUCCUCCUGCCCCUCGGCGUCAUGCUGUUCUGCGCGUGGCACAUCGUCCAGGAGUUGCGCAGGUCCUUCCAGAAGACGAGGCAGAACGAGAAGAGGGUGACCGUGCUCAUGUGCGUCAUGGUGCUCGCCUUCUUCAUCUGCUGGAUGCCCGUCCACUUCUUCCUCUUCCUCGAUUUCCUCAUUCGACGCGAUGUCAUCACGGGCUGCGACGCCACGGAGGCCAUCGAGGCCGGCGUCCAGAUCCUCACGGUAGUGGGUUACGCCAACAGCUGCCUCAACCCGCUCAUCUACGUCUUCCUCGGGAAGAUGUAUCGGGAGAGGGCCUCGCAGAUCCUGCGCCGCGUCGCCGCCUUCUUGCGGAGCUCGUCGAUGCAGAACAUGAGCCAGUCGUCGCGAUCGCAGAGCGUCACCACGGUGUUCCGCGUGUCGCAGACCAACCUCACGUCCGUCAUUCAGUCCAACGUCGCAGCAUUGUGAGCGACGCGCGUUCGUUUCAAACCGGCUCCGCUAUUUCGACAAAGUUUGCGGUCCUGCAACUGCUCAAUAAGUUUGACCGUGGAUGAGAAUUAUCGGGGCCAUGGUUGAGUCGUAUUUGCCUGAGUGGCUGGGCUGCGUGGGGGGGGGGGGGUCACCAAAAUGACAAAAGCAAAUCAGGACAGAAAGCUGAGGAAUUGAAAAAAAUACUGCCAAAAAUAAUUUCCACCGCGGUGCAAAUCGGUUCUGGCAAAUCAAAGAAGACAGUGCUGGCUGCGUUGAUGAAGACGGGGGGGGGAGGCGCAGACGUGGGGAGCAUGUAAGUGCAGUGGACUAAUGGCUGCCCUCUGCUGCCUAUAUCACGUGUUACGCGCGGGUGUCGCUAACCAAAAACACCAGACGGUGGCGAGUUGUUUAGUACCUAGCGUUGUAUGCUGGACGUCGUGGGUUCAAUCCCGACCCUGAUGCCUGUUGUAUAUUUUAAGUUUGCAUGUCUCUCUCUCUCCCCGUAGUGGCGUGGAUUUUUCUGCGUGUUCUCCGCUCCACAUUUAGAAACCGUGCGUUCAGAGUGUUUUGCUGCUGAUUUCCACUUUUACGUGAUAAGCCACUUCGUUGAGCUGUCAUUUGUGGCCAAGUCGCUUCUUCGAAAGAGCUAUAUAACUCAGUGGACCUUACCUGGUAAAAUAUACUUAUAUAUACACAGACGUUGAACUCUCCCACCUCUCUGACAUCGCUAUGUACUGUGAAGGGUCAUUGUCUGAAACGUCGCCUGUUAUAUACUUCAAAUGUUUAAGGCCACGCACUGUCAUUGACGAAUGUUUUUUUUUCGUUAUUUGCGGCAGUAUCAACUAGACGCGACCUGGCCACAAAUUAAUUUUAACCGUUCUGAUAGCUACAGGCGCAGUGCUGCUUGAAAACGAAUUAUCAAGUAAUACCACACUGUUUAACUGCAUGCCGAUACAGUUCCCUAUACGUCAAUAGUGAUUAACUGAGCAGACAAUAACAAGUAUUGCGAUUUCUUGCACCCAAAAA
Molecule: messenger RNA, 2356 nt
Organism: Petromyzon marinus (sea lamprey)
Lineage: Eukaryota; Metazoa; Chordata; Hyperoartia; Petromyzontiformes; Petromyzontidae
Product: B1 bradykinin receptor-like
Biological process (GO): immune response; cell chemotaxis; positive regulation of cytosolic calcium ion concentration
Cellular component (GO): membrane; external side of plasma membrane
Molecular function (GO): C-C chemokine receptor activity; C-C chemokine binding; bradykinin receptor activity
Source: RefSeq, a predicted model, not a curated record